Mesorhabditis belari is the source of this 1602-nucleotide messenger RNA. NCBI's taxonomy places the organism in Eukaryota, Metazoa, Nematoda, Chromadorea, Rhabditida, Rhabditidae. The record is from the annotation of a GenBank genome assembly.
AUGCAAUCGCACACGUUCACGCGAGCGCGUGGACUACAAAUCUAUUGCAAUGGAACAUCGACGAAUUCACAGCCAUCAACAUCUCGUGGAUACACGAAGAGCUCAAGCGAGCCGAGUCGUAAAGGUUCACCCACGAAAUCACAUCGCUUAACGCAUCGUACAAAAACGGAAAAAGAAAGCUCGUUCUCCUCUGGUCUUCCACCAACUUUCGUGAUGGGUUUUCACGAGGAGGGCGCUGUUCGACGAAUGCCUUAUCGAACGCUUGGCAACACCGGAUUGCAAGUAUCAGUCACAGCUUUUGGCUGUGGGACAAUUGGUGGCCUAUUUGGCGAUAUUGAGGAUUCGAUUUCAGAAAUGGUCGAGUCAGCGUUACGCCGCGGAAUCAACUGGAUCGAUACGGCUUAUUGGUAUGGGCAAGCGAGAAGUGAAAGCAUUUUGGGAAAAAUUCUUGCGAACAUUCCUCGCCGAGCUUACUACAUUUCCACGCGAAUCGGUCGCUUUGAGCUCGAUUUUGCGAGAAAUUUCGACUUUCGAGCCGAUAAAGUCCUUGAAAGUUUACAAGAAAGUCUAAAACGACUUCGUCUUUCGUAUGUUGAUGUCUGUUUUUUACAGUUAAAUGAUGUCGACUUUGAACCAAAUAUCUCGAUAAUGCUCAAUGAAACGCUCCAGGCUCUUGAAAUGGCUCGCUCAUCUGGCAAAGUGCGUCACAUCGGUAUCGCCGGCUAUCCGCUCAAAAAGAUUAAAUCGAUAAUUGAAAAUUCGUCGGCAAAAAUCGAAGUGAUUUUGACGUACGGUCAUGCAACGCUCAACGAUAAUUCUCUUGGAGAGUUCAUUCCAUUUAUGCAUUCAUUGAAUAUUGGUGUGUUGAAUGGAUCUCCGUUAUCGAUGGGUUUAUUGAGUGGUGAGGGUGCGCCACCAUGGCAUCCCGCUAGUCAACCCGUCCGUGAAACAGUUCUCCAGGCCGAGGAAUAUGUUCAUGGAAAAGGAGUCCGUUUGGAGAGGUUAGCGUUAGACUAUUCGAUGCAUUUCCCAGGCAUUUCGACAUGUGUCGUUGGUUGUGGCAGUCUUUUGCAACUUGAUGAAGCUAUUCGAAUUGCCGAAACCUGUGACGGAAAGCGUUCUACUUCAUUGAGUGAGUUCGAGCUUCGAGUUAGAGAUCGAAUUAUGAGAAGAUAUUUCGAUAAGUUGAAUAAUGCUGGCUGGGAGGAUAUUGAUGUGGCUCGCUAUUGGAAAAGACUCAAAACUCUAGGUUUACCUUCAUUGGCCACUUACCGUCGACAUGCGUCGGUGGAGUCACUUGCGUCGACGCUAAACGGACUCUCGAUGGAUAGCGGAAGUGAGCUUCGACGGACGCCUAUUGGAUCGAGCCGACCAUCGAGUCGAAUGAAUAUGAGUCUUCUCUCUAGACAUGGCUUUGAUUUCCCCCGAGGACGUCUCCGAGCUGAUCACUCAAUUCACGGGAGGAAUACGUUUCCUGGAAUGUCAAUGUCUCGAGCAUCGAGUGUGGUUCCAAUUUCAAGUCGAAUGGAAUCAAUAGAAGAAAAUCGCCGUCUUCGUCGACCAUUUCUAGCGAAAGACUCGAGAGAUCAAUCGUGGAAACCA